CGCUGUGAUUGGCCGCUGGCUGCUUGUCAGGAAGAAAGAGCUGCUGUGUUGAGGCCGAAACUCAGACACCAACAGGACCUGGGCGACAGUGGAGUAUCUCUGUGGAACUGACAUAUAUUCUCUUCGACACUCGGAAGAUGUUUUAACUAACCGAGCUGAAGUGGAGCAACGAGCGGCUCUUGUGUUCCUGCUGUCGAGGCCGGCGCUGUCCUGUAUUCCCCCCCUCCGACAGUGUGUCGUUGCCUGCUGGUCACAGUAAUCCAGCACCCUGUGCUAUUACUGACACUGACGUUGUUGUGUGGCGACGCAUCCACAGACCUGUCUGAAAUUCAAGUCUUUAUCUUUGUCCGGAAGGAAAUUUACCGGCUAAGCUGUUGCUGCUGGGUGGCAGCUGAUGCAGCCCGAACGGCUCAACAUCCCCAUCAAGCUCUCACUACAUGGAACAAGUGAGCGGCGGAACACCGUCUCGUUUUGCGCAAGAACUGUUAUCACCGACCUAUAGACAGUCGUUGUGAAGCGGCACCGUGUGCUUAUUACCGAGGAUUUAUUUGAUGGGGGUGUCUUAAAAGCUCUACUUUGAAGCCUCUGCAUCAGUGCCAUGAAUCAGCCUGGACAACAGCUGCUACCCACAUAGAGGUCACUUUACCUCUCUUUCCAUUUGCUUUGGUCCAGAGGAUGCUGGGAAUGUGUCGUGGACGCAGGAAGUUCCUGGCGGCCUCCCUCGCCCUGCUCUUCAUCCCCGCACUAACCUGGCUUUACCUGUCAGUCGGCAGCUUUCAAGUGAAGCCACUCCCCUUGUCUCCAUUGGAAGCCCAGUCAUCAACUCCGGUGGGUGGAGCUGGCGAGCGGCAGGCCCUUGAGCUGCGGGUCCGGGCAGUGGAGGAAGAGAAUCGGGCACUGCGGAGGGAGCUCAGCCGGCCACCUAGGAGCCCAUCUGCACGUCUUCCCAACAGUGGUCACCAUGGCAACCAAAGCCGAACCCAUUCAGAGGAGGGUACCGGUGACAAUGAGGGCCAGAAAGCUGCUGCAGUGGGAAACAGUUCAGACUGCGUGCAGCAGCCAGCGGUGGACAAGUGUGAGACCAUCCACGUGGCCAUUGUAUGUGCAGGUUACAACGCCAGUCGAGACGUGGUGACGCUGGUUAAAUCCGUCCUUUUUCACAGGCGGAACCCACUACAUUUCCAUUUUAUCACAGACUCCAUUGCUCAGCAGAUCCUGUCCUCUCUGUUCCAUACGUGGAUGGUUCCUGCCGUCAGGGUUGACUUUUAUGACGCAGAUGAGCUGAAGUCUGAGGUGUCGUGGAUCCCCAACAAACAUUACUCUGGAAUUUACGGCCUGAUGAAGCUCGUCCUCACUAAGACGCUACCGUCCGACCUGCAGAGAGUCAUCGUCUUGGACACCGACAUCACGUUUGCCACUGACAUCGCUGAGCUCUGGGCCGUUUUCCACAAGUUCAAAGGUCAGCAGGUCCUGGGUCUCGUGGAGAACCAGAGUGACUGGUACCUGGGGAACCUGUGGAAAAACCACCGACCCUGGCCGGCUCUGGGUCGAGGUUUCAACACUGGGGUGAUUUUGCUUCUCCUGGAUCGUCUACGGAAGCUGAGAUGGGAGCAGAUGUGGAGGUUGACUGCAGAGAGGGAACUAAUGAGCAUGCUGUCCACUUCCCUGGCAGACCAGGACAUCUUCAACGCUGUGAUCAAACAGAACCCAUUCCUGGUACACCAGCUGCCCUGCUUCUGGAACGUCCAGCUGUCCGACCACACCCGCUCUGAAAAGUGCUACAAAGAUGUGUCAGAUCUCAAGGUGAUCCACUGGAAUUCUCCCAAGAAGCUGCGAGUAAAGAACAAACAUGUGGAGUUUUUUCGGAAUCUCUAUCUAACCUUUCUGGAGUACGAUGGCAACCUGCUACGGCGAGAACUCUUUGGCUGUCCCAGCGAGGCUGACCACAACAGCGAGAACCUCCAGAAGACUUUGUCAGAGCUGGACGAAGACGAUCCUUGCUAUGAGUUUCGUCGAGAGAGAUUCACUGUCCAUCGAACGCAUCUCUACUUCCUCCACUAUGAGUAUGAACCAAGCUCUGACAACACUGAUGUCACUCUUGUGGCCCAGCUCUCUAUGGACAGGCUCCAGAUGUUGGAGGCCAUCUGUAAGCACUGGGAGGGCCCCAUCAGUCUGGCCCUGUACCUUUCCGACGCUGAGGCCCAGCAGUUCCUACGCUAUGCUCAGGGCUCUGAGGUGCUGAUGAGCCGCGGUAACGUUGGUUACCACAUCGUCUACAAGGAGGGACAGUUCUACCCAGUCAACCUGCUGCGAAAUGUGGCCAUGCGGCAGGUCAACACGCCAUACAUGUUUCUGUCAGACAUUGACUUCCUGCCCAUGUACGGCCUCUAUGAGUACCUCAGGAAGUCGGUGGUGCAGCUGGACAUGGCCAACACUAAGAAAGCUCUGGUGGUUCCAGCUUUCGAGACACUGCGAUAUCGUCUGUCUUACCCAAAGUCCAAGGCUGAGCUGCUGUCUCAGCUGGACAUGGGCACAUUGUUCACCUUCAGGUACCAUGUGUGGACGAAAGGUCACGCACCAACUAACUUUGCCAAAUGGCGGACAGCCACCACACCCUACAGGGUGCAGUGGGAAGCUGACUUUGAGCCCUACGUCAUGGUGAGGAGAGACAGUCCCGAGUACGACCGCCGCUUUGUGGGCUUCGGCUGGAACAAGGUGGCUCACAUCAUGGAGCUGGAUGCACAGGAGUAUGAGUUUGUGGUCCUGCCCAACGCCUACAUGAUCCACAUGCCUCAUGCGCCCAGCUUUGAUAUCACCAAGUUUCGCUCCAACAAGCAGUACCGGGUCUGCCUCAAGACCCUAAAGGAGGAGUUCCAGCAGAACAUGUCACGACGCUACGGCUUUGCCGCCCUAAAGUAUAUGACGGCUGAGAACAACAGCUAGCCACCACUGCAGACCCUCGCAACCCGGCCCUGAACUACUAACAAACUCUGUGGGCUGGGGAGGAGGGGGCACAGGAAACUGACAGCCCAUAUGAGGCCACCAGGAUACUUUGAGAGUCGAGCCCCUCAGACUUUGUUAGAACGUUUGACCCUCAGUGUGGGACAGCAAGGGUCUUCAUGUCCAUUCUUUGCCCUCUGCCAUGGAGGGAGGAGAUCAUCUAGGAGGAGAUCUCUUCUGCCAAGAUGUAAAAGUAGUGAAAGACAACUGUUCUGGAUCCUGGUCCUGGUCUUGGUUCUGGUCCUGGACCUGGCUGUGUGGGCCCUGAGCUCUGCCUGAAAUGUGACACACAACAGGCAAUGGCAAGCAGACAUUCAAUGCCUUGCAUUAUGUGUAAGACCCGUGACAGAGGUGUGGGUUGGGUAUAGCAUUGUGUGUGUGUGUGUGUGUGUGUGUCUGUGUUUACAGGCACGUAGGUGAAAAGGGUGACAGAAGGAGAGCACUUAACAAAAAGCUUAAGAAGAGCUAAAGAUAUUGUGGACUUACGUUGUGUUUGCACACCUUCCAACAAAGUGCCAACAACGAGCAGCUGCAGUCAGACUGACGGAGCUCCCCGGCUCACAUGCAAAUCAUAACCAGGCAGCCAGAUAAGAAGAGAAACAGUAAACAUGUCCGCACAGAUUUUGAAAAUCUCAUUGUGACGAGCGACACACACUCAGAUAGCAAGAUGUAAGCUGGCAACCAGCCGACCAUCUGCUGAUGCUUAAUUAGUUUGAUAUCUGAAAGAGAUCAGACCAAAUCCUCCUCGUAUGACAAGUGAAGUUAAGAGCAAGGAUGGCUGGAGGUCGUCCAUGUUCAGGGUGUCUCCACAUCAGCCUGAGUGUGCUGCUACAGAAUGUUUCCAGUGUUUUGCUCACUGACCUCACUCCUUUUCAUCCCGAUAAUCAGUGUUAUUCAUCGGUGUGUUUACAGUCCUGAUGGGUACAGUUUGAUUUUGUCUUCUCCACCCUCCAUGAGGAGGCUCUGAAGAGGACAGGAAUGCUGAAACUGUGAAACGGAGGGAGCCUCACACACACUCGUUCUUUUUCCCCCCCCUCACUCUUUCUUCCUCAUUCUGGCCUCUAGUUUGACAGCAAUUCCGUAGCAUCCAGUCGUGCUGCAGUGGUGUGUGUGCUUCUGUUUUUUUGUGCUCCCACACAAUAGUGUGGUGAUCCUAAUGUGUGUUAUUAAUGUUCUGCCUUCUCUGCUCAGUUGUCACGAAUGCUGUAACGCCUGUGAUGGGCAUGGUGAACACACACACUCACUAUACAGUCACAAUAAUAUUAUGCUAACACCACAUGACAAAAAAAAAUGUCGUAAAGGCACUGCUGAGUAUCCACAUCAGGAUCUUUGUCACUAUAUGAUAAGAUAAAUGAAAACUCAGAUUGGAUAAAAAGUCAAAAAUGGAACACAGAUAAUAUAAAAAUUCAAAAAGUUACUGUUGGGAAUAUUUUUAGAUAUGGCUUUGAUGUUAAAAAUGACAUUAAAGAAUAUCAAGUAUGUUAAUCUCACUGUGAGUCCUGACGCACGUAUCGUAGAAAUAUAUCAUAAAGUAAAAAUGCAGACGUGACUGCGACCCAGCUACAUGCAUAUCAGGCUCAUCUCCGUUCCAUUCCAGAUGUUCGGGGUGAUACUCAUGAAGCUGUUGGGUAAUUAAGGGUGAUCCAAUUAAGAUUGCCUGCUUUCAGCAAAUGGGACAAUUAUUGAUUGUUAGGAGCAGCAUUAGCCAAUGACAAUCAGCGAUCAAAAUAUUGUUUCUUUACUUUAUAGUCAUCUAUAGUUAGUGGCAUAAUAAUAAACACCAUUAAAAUACGGAAAUAAAUAAUUAGAUUUUUUUUUUUUACUCAACUCAUAGAAAUAGUCCCUCUUUUGCAUGUUUAGCAGCUUUGUGGGCUGUCAGUAGCAUUAGCAUUAGCUGCUGCUCCUUUAGCUAAACACACCACAGCUGGCUCUCUUCCUAUAGGUUUCAACACAGCAGCACACUGCGGCCUGUUUGCGCCGCAUUGAGAAACUGUGUGUGUUUAUCUCAUCAGCUCAUGCGAUUGGCUCAUAAGAAGCAACCAUCUAACUGUUCAGAAUGGAAAUCAGCCAAUAACAAUUAGCGGCGGAUUAAUCAGAGGACCCUUAUUGGUAAUUGACAGUUAGUAGAUUAUUUCCAUGGUGACAUCUUAAUUGUCCAACGACUAUCAUUAAACUCGCACAAACUCAUUUGUGAAGUACAUUUAUGGAGUCCAAGCAGGACAGAAGUCUUUAUGGACUCUGUCAUUCAUGCUGCUACAACCCUAACAGAUCACUGAAGUGCUGAAACUGAUCAGGGACCAUAGAACCACUGCAGCAGCUCACUCUGCUCUCUGUAUGAUCAUUUGUGUUGAAACCACUGGGUUGAUAACAGAUUUUUGUUACCUUUAUGGUCAGUGUAUUUUUCCAUUCUUCUCUGCAUUUAACCCAUCGCUGAUUGAAACACGCAGGAGCAGUGGGCUGCCAUGUCAGGCGCCCGGGGGAGCAAAUUGCUGGAAAGAAGGAUGUUAAUGUUGAGUGUAACUUCAGUGUGGCUGUGAGUGGACACUCCAGGGAAGCGGCCUGGGAUAACAGGUCCAUAACAUAUCAGGUCCAUGAUAGCUGAGAGCUCAGUCUGGUUGUUCAGCCAGGACAUAGUGUUGUCAAACUGGAAGCCUGUCUCUCUCUUCCUGUGUCUCUGUCUCUCUCUAAUUAUCUUUCCUUUUUCUCCCUCUCAGUCGUGACAGCAGUCUCUCACUCCACACAGGGCGCAGGUGUCUGAUUGGACACAUAUGUUCAGUAUGCAGGUGUGUGUGUGUGUGUGUGUAAUUUGACUCUGUCGUGAAUACGUUUGUGGCUUUGCAGGGCUGUGAGGAGCUGCAGUGUGAAAGUAGGACAGUGCUGACUGAUGCUGCUACCUGAAUAAAAGCAAAGAGUCAAACACUG
Scatophagus argus is the source of this 5922-nucleotide messenger RNA. It is a transcript of the gene large1, whose product is annotated as LARGE xylosyl- and glucuronyltransferase 1. The record is from RefSeq and is a predicted model, not a curated record. Bases 676 to 2943 code for a protein of 755 amino acids. The transcript is spliced from 15 exons. Gene Ontology annotation, molecular function: glucuronosyltransferase activity; xylosyltransferase activity. Lineage: Eukaryota; Metazoa; Chordata; Actinopteri; Scatophagidae. Gene Ontology annotation, biological process: protein O-linked glycosylation via mannose.